Molecule: messenger RNA, 408 nt
Organism: Humulus lupulus (European hop)
Lineage: Eukaryota; Viridiplantae; Streptophyta; Magnoliopsida; Rosales; Cannabaceae
Exons: 1
Coding region: 1-408 (135 amino acids)
Source: RefSeq, a predicted model, not a curated record
AUGAUUAUCACCGGGGAUGAUGCGAAUGGGAUAACGGAGUUGAAAACGCACUUGGCUCGUGAAUUUGAGAUGAAAAAUUUGGGUUCCCUAUGGUACUUUUUAGGGAUAGAAGUAUCUUACUCUCCUCGUGGCUAUCUUCUUUCUCAAUCUAAGUACAUUGCUGACAUUCUCGAUCAGGCUCGUUUCUCUGAUGCUCGCACUGUUGAUACCCUUCUUGAGCUUAAUGCCAGGUAUUCUUCAUUUGAUGGUGUUGCCUUGUCAGAUCCCUCUCUAUAUCACACUCUGGUUGGUAGCUUAGUGUACCUUACUAUCACCAGGCCAGACAUCGCUUAUGCAGUUCACAUUGUCAGUCAGUUUGUUGCAUCUCCCACUACCGUUCAUUGGGGAGCUGUGCUUCGUAUUCUUUGA